GCUAAAUAAGAAGAGGUUUAUGAAGUAGGGGCAUAGAAAAAACACCCAGCAGCACCAAAUUCACGGCGGUAACGUGUUGGUUGAGCGGGGUCUCAAAGAGCCUUAUCUAUUAUUGAGAAGGCUCACAUGAAUAAACGUUAACUCCGCCCGUUUUUAAUCGCUAACGUUACGUCCGAGCGGUGCGGCUUAUUAGCUAAAACAAAGCGGACCCUCAGAACAGUUCUAGCUAGUCUUCGCUUCAGUUACCGGUUAUAUUCCGUUUGACGAGGACACUUUUUGGAAGCAAAUGUUACUGUAAAUCUACACAGACGUCACAAAGGUAUCGGCUUAAGAUGGACCUGAGGUUACUUUUAAUAGCAGCAUUAUCAGCAGCCCUCAAUGGCAGCUUGGCACAGCAAGAUGGAAGCAUAUGCAUCAAGGCAAACGCGCAGUCAUGUGGGGAAUGCAUCCAGGUCUCUGAGAUCUGUGGAUGGUGCACAGAUGAAAAGUUCCUCUCAGAGGGCGAGUCCAAAUCAGCUCGCUGUGAUGAUGUGACCUACCUGAAGAAGAAAGACUGCAAAAAUAUUGAGGACCCCCGUGGCAGCACUGAAAUUACCCAGAACAAAGAUGUCACCGUUCGCAACAAGGAUGGGAACGUAAAACUCAAGCCUGAGGAGAUCACACAGAUACAGCCUCAGAAACUCAAAGUGACGCUCAGAUCUGGUGAGCCACAGACUUUUGACCUGAAAUUCAAGCGUGCUGAGGAUUACCCCAUCGACUUAUAUUACCUCAUGGACCUCUCGUUCUCCAUGAAAGAUGAUUUGGAAAAUGUGAAGAACCUUGGCACUGAUCUCAUGAGGGAAAUGCGGGAGAUCACGUCAGACUUCAGGAUAGGUUUUGGCUCCUUUGUGGAGAAAACGGUCAUGCCUUACAUCAGCACCACACCUGCCAGGCUAAUCAACCCCUGUUCCAACAACGAGAACUGUACGAGCCCCUUCAGCUACAAGAACGUCCUGAAGCUCACCAGCAACGGAGACAGGUUUAACCAGCUGGUCAGUCAGCAGCAGAUCUCAGGAAACCUGGACUCUCCAGAGGGGGGGUUUGAUGCCAUCAUGCAGGUGGCAGUCUGUGAGGAGCAAAUUGGCUGGAGGAACGUGACUCGUCUGCUGGUGUUUUCCACUGAUGCUGGUUUCCACUUCGCUGGAGACGGCAAGCUGGGCGGCAUUGUCCUCCCCAACGAUGGGAAGUGUCACCUGGAAAACAACGUGUACAGUAUGAGCCACUACUACGAUUAUCCCUCUAUUGCUCACCUGGUCCAGAAGUUGAGUGAUCACAACAUUCAGACCAUCUUUGCUGUAACUGAGGAAUUUCAGCCAGUUUACCAGGAGUUGAAAAAUCUUAUUCCUAAAUCAGCUGUCGGCACGCUUUCCUCCAACUCCAGUAAUGUCAUCAAACUCAUCAUUGAUGCCUACAAUUCUUUAUCAUCUGAGGUGAUUCUGGAGAACAGCAAGCUGCCCGAGGGCGUUUCUAUCUCGUACAAAGCCUUCUGUAAAAACGGUGUGCGAGGAACAGAGGACAACGGCAGGAAGUGCACUAACAUCUCCAUUGGCGACGAGGUGUCUUUUAAGAUUUCUAUUGAAUCUCAGAAGUGUCCUUCAGGUGGCAAGCCUGAGGUCAUUACAGUGAAACCGCUGGGCUUCAAUGAGGAGGUGGCGAUAGAGCUCAAUUUCAUCUGUGACUGUGAAUGUGCCAAAAAGGGAGAGCCCAACAGUCCGAAGUGCCACGGGGGAAACGGGAUUUUUGAAUGUGGAGCCUGCAAAUGUAACGAAGGACGUAUUGGGCGUGAAUGUGAGUGCAGCAAAGACGAAGUCCGGUCAGACGACCUGGAUGCUAACUGCAGAAAACCCAACAGUACAGAUAUCUGUAGCAACAAUGGCGAGUGCCUCUGUGGCACCUGCGAAUGUAAGAAGCGGGAGAAUCCUGCAGAAGUCUACAGUGGCAAGUACUGUGAGUGCGACAACUUCAACUGCGACCGCUCUGGCAACUUGCUCUGCGGAGGACAUGGACGCUGCGAAUGCAGGAAGUGCAUCUGUGACACCAACUACACAGGCAAUGCCUGUGAAUGUUCCCUGGAUGAAUCCACCUGCCUUGCCAAGAACGGGCAGCUCUGUAAUGGCCGCGGCAAAUGCGAGUGUGGAAUCUGCAAAUGCGAAGACCCCAAAUUCCAGGGUCCGACAUGUGAGGUCUGUCCGACCUGCCCCGGUGUCUGCACUGAGCACAAAGAUUGUGUGCAGUGCAGAGCGUUUGGGGAUGGCGAGAAGAAGGAGAUGUGCCAAAAGGAGUGCAGCUACUUCAACCUAAUAAAGGUGAAGGACCGAAAAGAUCUACCUCAGCCCACAGACCAGAGCUUCCCCCUGACCCACUGCAAAGAGAAGGAUGCCAACGACUGCUGGUUCUACUACACCUACGCCAUCACCAAGAAUUCCACCAAGGAAGUCUUUGUGGUAGAGAAACUGGACUGCCCGUCAGGACCUGACAUCAUCCCCAUCGUGGCAGGUGUGGUAGCGGGCAUUGUGCUCAUCGGCCUCGCACUGCUGCUCAUCUGGAAGCUGCUCAUGAUCAUCCACGACCGCCGAGAGUUCGCCAAGUUUGAGAAGGAGAAGAUGAACGCCAAAUGGGACACGGGUGAGAAUCCGAUCUACAAAAGUGCCGUAACAACUGUCAUCAAUCCAAAGUACGAGGGCAAAUGAUGGAGCUUUGCCUACUUCGUGACAACACUGUAUGGAAAAGAAAACGGGAGGGGCGGGUUUUAUAAUGCUCACUGUCUUUGUUUGUCUGUUUGUUGUUGUAGCCACCAAAUAAUAGCAUUGCAUUUUGCGGCUCCGUUCUAUUAACUUUUGAUCUUCUAUGCAUCAUCUGUAAUUUGUACAGUAUGUAUAAACGUGUGGUUUUUACGUUUUGGUUUUGUUGAGAGAAUUUUUUUUUUUGUUAAAUAGAAGCCAUCAGUGUUUCGAUGAGCGGUUGAAAUGAAUGUUGAUAAUGGACAGUAAAGGAAGGGUUUCUUUCCAAAUUAGCGUGCAUGCAUACAGUGCAGAGUAGGAGGCAAUCAGUGUUUCAGAAACAGGCAUACAACAGUUUUACUGUGUCUUUAAUCAUUUUCAAUGAGUGGGCGUCUCUUUGGAUCGAGCCCUUCAGAUGUAGUGCCGGGUUUGGCAGCAGCGGGGUGUGUACAGGAAGUGUUUUUGUUUUUUUGUUUUGUUUUUUUUGUUUUCCUGUGUUCUGUGUAAAGCCAUACAUGUAUUCACAGAACAGAGCUGGGGGUGAUGGUAUGUUUGUUUUCAAAGUGACAUAAUCCAUCUGAACAAUCAUUUUUAUUAAAUGUGUCUUUGUGGAGAAAAGAUUUUCUUGGGUUGCCUUACCUGAUGAAGGGCAGCGGUGUACAGUAGUCUUACUGUUCAGCUCCAGGUUUUACUUGCUUAAAUUAAAGCCAACUCAGGUCCUUUUAUUCUUCUCAGCAAUGCCAAAUACACACAAUUCUGCCUUAUUUGCUGACUAAAUUUGCUUAUAUUGUUUUUAUUUGUACAAUGUGAAUGGGGGGCAAGUGUCCUGUUUUACAUCUGAGUUACUACACCUAACUCUUUCAGAGGUGCCUCGAUCAAACGUGCUUAAUUAAAAAGAAAUGGGGAUGAUGAAAAAAAGAGGAUUGAUAAGAGAACUUUUGGAAGGCUAUGCCUGUCAUCAACGUUUAAGUGCCUUUGUUGAUUUCUCCAUCACAUUCACAAUUGCGAUUCUGUUUUCUGGAAUUAUUUAUUGAAUAAACCCCUAAAAAAAAAAUGGA
Molecule: messenger RNA, 3817 nt
Organism: Haplochromis burtoni (Burton's mouthbrooder)
Lineage: Eukaryota; Metazoa; Chordata; Actinopteri; Cichliformes; Cichlidae
Product: integrin beta-1
Exons: 16
Coding region: 333-2729 (798 amino acids)
Biological process (GO): cell migration; cell adhesion mediated by integrin; integrin-mediated signaling pathway
Cellular component (GO): integrin complex; focal adhesion; cell surface
Molecular function (GO): collagen binding involved in cell-matrix adhesion; C-X3-C chemokine binding; integrin binding
Source: RefSeq, a predicted model, not a curated record